Messenger RNA from Pimephales promelas (fathead minnow), 4727 nucleotides. RefSeq names its product neuroligin 3b (gene nlgn3b). Gene Ontology annotation, cellular component: membrane. The record is from RefSeq and is a predicted model, not a curated record. Gene Ontology annotation, molecular function: neurexin family protein binding. Lineage: Eukaryota; Metazoa; Chordata; Actinopteri; Cypriniformes; Leuciscidae.
UGCCUGGCAACGCGCGUGGCAGUGGGCGCUCCUGACCUUGCGUCCGCGACCGCGCACAGCGCGCGCGCUUAAAAUAGACCCGGGGAGAUUGACGUUAAUUGAAAAUAAGAAAAACGCAAGAAGAGCUGAGCGCCGUUCAUACGGCUCGACGGGGAAAAAGGGGGCAUGUUGGAUGGUGGGAACGAUGAGAUAUGAGAAUAUUAGUGCACGCUCGGAUGCGAUACCGGCUGAGCGAUUCGGCAGGUUUGUGCUGAAAGGAUUUGCGUGCUGCAAAAAUGAACAGCUUCACCUGCUGAAAUCAACACCCAAUAUGGAGCAUUUGGUGGCACACACCUGGCUGCGGAGAUUCCCACUGGAUCUUCCUGAGUGUGUGGCAUUCGUUUUUGAGUGCUAGAGUGUGAUCGUGUCAAAGCGGAGAGUGCCAUUAAGCUACAGACAGAUUUUUCAGUGUGAACGUGUGUGUGCUGUUAAGAGGGACCAUGUGGCACACACAGUCAGCAACUUACCUGCCGCUUCGCCACCUGCUCUGCCGACCUCUGAACUUUGCUCUGCGUUGGCUACUUGUGUGGUUGAUGUGGUCAGUCUCCAUGGCAACAGCACUGACCUACCAGCCCACAGUAAACACAGCACUUGGCAGACUAAGGGGGAUGCGGGUUGCUGUGGCAACGGAAGGUCUGGGCCCUGUGGAUCAGUAUCUGGGUGUGCCGUACGCUUCCCCACCUGUAGGAGAGAAGCGAUUCAUGCCGCCCGAUGCUCCAUCGGCCUGGUCCGGUGUACGAAACGCCACCCGCUUUCCUCCUGUCUGCCCACAGAACAUUCGCAAUGCAGUGCCCGACAUCAUGAUGCCCGUCUGGGCCACCUACAACCUUGACACGGUCGCUACGUACCUGCAGGAGCAGAGUGAGGACUGUCUGUACCUGAAUAUAUACGUACCCACAAAAAGUGGUACAAAGAGAACAGGCGACAUGUCAGCUGACACAGAGCGUUCAGAGGAUGAUGGUCUGAGAGAUUCUCGAGAUGACCCCCGGCCUGUGAUGUUGUUUAUACAUGGUGGCUCGUACAUGGAGGGCACGGGGAACAUUAUGGAUGGUAGUGUGCUGGCCAGCUACGGCAAUGUCAUCGUCAUAACCCUCAACUACAGGGUGGGAAUAUUAGGGUUUUUAAGCACGGGUGACCAGGCCGCUAAAGGGAAUUAUGGUCUCUUGGAUCAGAUUCAGGCUCUCCGCUGGAUCAAUAAGAAUAUUGGAUAUUUCGGGGGUGAUCCAGGCCGCGUGACCGUGUUUGGCUCAGGAAUCGGAGCAUCCUGUGUCAGUUUGCUCACUCUUUCGCACCAUUCUGAAGGUUUGUUCCACAGAGCAAUCAUUCAAAGUGGCUCAGCACUGUCCAGUUGGUCAGUGAACUAUCAGCCUGUGAAAUACACUCGUCUCCUCGCAGAGCGUGUCGGCUGCAAUGUCCUUGACACACAAGACCUGGUCCUCUGCAUGCAGAAGCGCAGCUACAAGGAACUGGUGGAGCAGGAAAUUCAGCCAGCGCGCUUCCACGUGGCGUUUGGCCCCGUCAUUGAUGGUGACCUGAUCCCGGAUGACCCUGAAGUGCUCAUGGAGCAGGGGGAGUUCCUUAACUAUGACAUCAUGUUGGGCGUUAACCAGGGCGAGGGCUUCCGCUUCGUAGAGGGUGUGGUGGAACCAGAAGAGGGCGGAGUUUCAGGCUCGGAUUUUGACUUUACAGUAUCUGAUUUUGUGGACGGUCUCUACGGUUAUCCAGAAGGGAAGGACACUCUCAGAGAGACCAUAAAGUUUAUGUACACCGACUGGGCCGAUCGAGACAAUCCCGAGACCCGCCGCAAAACCCUCGUGGCCAUGUUUACGGAUCACCAGUGGGUGGAGCCAGCUGUGGUGACGGCCGACCUGCAUGCACGUUACGGUUCCCCGACCUUCUUCUAUGCAUUCUACCAUCACUGCCAGAGCCCUAUGAAGCCUCCAUGGGCAGACUCGGCACACGGUGAUGAGCUCCCCUAUGUGUUCGGCAUUCCGCUUAUUGGUCCCACUGAACUCUUUCCCUGCAACUUCUCCCGAAAUGAUAUCAUGCUGAGUGCCGUCGUUAUGACCUACUGGACCAAUUUUGCAAAGACUGGGGAUCCGAACAAGCCAGUUCCUCAGGACACGAAGUUCAUCCACACGAAGGCAAACCGUUUUGAAGAAGUGACAUGGGCCAAGUACGGUCCUCACGACCAGCUGUAUCUGCAUAUUGGACUGAAGCCUCGUGUUCGGGAUCAUUAUCGAGCUACUAAAGUGGCCUUCUGGAAGCACCUGGUACCUCACCUGUACAACCUGCACGACAUGUUCCACUACACGUCCACCACCACCCGGGUUCCACCCCUUCUGACCACGCACAGCUCUCACAGUGCUACGCCACGGCCAGGCAGUAAGGCUCGUACCCCUGGUAAACAGCCCCCUCAGUCCACAGCACGCAGCGGACCGCUGGUCAUUGCCAAUCCGCGCGAUUACUCCACGGAGCUGAGUGUCACGAUCGCUGUGGGAGCGUCACUCCUCUUCCUCAACGUCCUGGCCUUUGCUGCGCUCUACUACCGCAAGGACAAACGCAGUCGGCAGGACACGCCCCCUCAGUCCGCACCUCAGCGCCAGACCCCGCCCAAUGACCUCAGCUACACACCCACCUCCAUCUCUGGGGGUAACCCGGAGGAGGGCUCACUGUGCGACCCCCUACGUUUGACCCCGGCGUCAUCUCCACGGGAUUACGCCCUCACACUCCGCCGCUCACCGGAUGACAUUCCACUCAUGACGCCCAGUUCUGUGGCCAUGACUCCGAAUAGCGGCACCAUGACACCCAACACAGUUAGCUUGACACCCAAUAGUGUUACCAUGACGCCCAACACCAUAACCAUGUCACCUAAUUCUUUGAUGGGCUAUCCCAGCAUGCACCCUUACAACACCUUCACACAUGGAUACAACUCCACCAGCCUGCCCCACCCACACUCAACAACACGCGUAUAACAUGCAACAGCAGAAAGUCCACACGGCAACACACAACACUCACAUGCCACAAAUCCAUACAACACAAUCACAGCGACUGAUUACUGUAAACCAGAUCAAUCCGGUGCAAACUGUUUAGCAGUAUUCAAAAGUACAAUAGCAGGUGAAACUAAUAAUAACAUGAGCACAAUCACCUCUGAUUUAGGGCACUAAUGAAACAGUAUGACCCAUCAGAAACAAUCAUAUAAACCAGAAGGAAACGGACCAUAUAAGGCAGAAGGAAGUGUCACUGCAGCACACUAGUACGGCUCAGUAUGAACGCACCGCUUCACUUCUGACCUAUGUCUAUACAGACAGUAUUCACGUUAUAUGAGCAGUUAAGAAACUUAUCUGUGGAAUAAGAACGAGCAGGUUACCCUUUGGGUGAGCUGUAGUACCGCUGCUGCCUCUAGGUGGUGCUGCAAGACUCUGAAAACCCUGCAAGUGUUUUGAUCCGUAAGAACAGUAGGGGGCGCUGGAGUCCCAUCAGUGGUUCACCAUUAUGAACCAAGCAAGCACUUAUUCUAAGAUAUGUAAUAAUAAUAACCUGUAAUAACAAACAUAUUAAUGGCUAUUGUACAGUAUAACAUAUAUUAACGUCAAUGUACAGACAGCUUUUUUGAAUGUGUCAGAAGAAAAAAAAUAUUUCUAAUCGUUUUUAAGAUCAGAUUAUAUCCAUAUAGCAAAGAUGGUCAUUUGAAGCCCAGAAUGAUUUUAAUUCCUUAACAGGUUUUUUUUUUCUUUAUUUAUAGUCGCAAAAAUGUUUACCAUUUUAUACAUCCUCUCUCUCUCUAUGAACGGGUGGAUUGUGAUGGCUAUUUUACUUUUGGUAUAAUCGAUUCAUUUGUAGAUUACACGAACAAAUCACGUCGAAUAUUUUAAGGAACACGGCGUGUGUGAAGAUUAUUCGUGAGUGAGAGAGAGCGAAUACAUGCGUAGUUAAUUUUCAAGUUAAGCAUCUUUAGAUAAUUUGUGUCUUGCUAAAUGUUAUCAUUUUGUGAAAAUGCUUUUCAAUCAUCUUAAAUCUGUAGUGUAUCUGAGUUUGUUCGAUAUGUUUUGUGAAAAUGUUCGAACUCAAUUUGAAAGCAUUGAGUUUUUUCAGUAUUUAUCAGUGAUAUGACAUCACUCAUACAGUAAUGACAUCACUCAUGCUGUGAUGUGACAGGCUUUUGCUGAGAACUUUCCCGUGAAACAUGAAUGUGGUGAUUUGCACUGAACACAUAUGGGCUUCUCUGAUGAAGGACGUUCUGAAAUAUCAUGUUUACUACGGAGCUGCACAGAGUUUGCACAGGGGUACAACAAUCGUGUAGUCAUGGUGUCAUAUCCUGCCAGAUGGUUAGAUUAUCUAUGUUACCCAUGCUAACCACCCCUGCCAUGAUUUUUGUGCCAAAUUUGCGAUAGUUUCCUUGGUAACCAGCAGAACGUUUGUCUGUUAAUGUGUUUGUGUGAAAGUUCAACAGCUUUAUAAAAGAAUUUGCAGUAUUUACCACAAUUUGAGUUCAUCUGGACUUUGAGAAGGAAAGACGAUGGCAUUUGGAUGCAUGUGUUGGAAACAGCAGUGUGUCUCUCCUGGAUGAGGGUGACCUGAUGUGCAGCUGCUCAGGUCUGUCGAUUCAACGGCUUGCAGAAGUCUGUUCUUUUAUACUCUGUACAUUUCUGCCUCAAAUUUGCAGUAAACAUUGAGUUUGCCUAAAA